This is a messenger RNA of Closterium sp. Yama58-4, 1341 nucleotides long. NCBI's taxonomy places the organism in Eukaryota, Viridiplantae, Streptophyta, Zygnematophyceae, Desmidiales, Closteriaceae. The record is from the annotation of a GenBank genome assembly.
AUGGUGCCGCCGUCUUGCCUCAAGUCUCUCGCUUUUGCAGUUUCGUGUCCUGAGUUUGACAUCGUCUUCUCAUCAACAUCGCCGUUCACCGGCCUAGAGGAGCUGCUUAUCGAAGACUGCACUGGGCUCACGAGUCUUCCCUACCACAUUGAUGCCUUGCUGCCAUGUCUACGCAAGCUCACCAUUAACCACAACUUCGGUGACCUGCCUGCCCUCAAACUGUUGGUGCUGGAGUUUCUGACUCUCUGGGAACUCCCUCCUUCCUUCUGCCGUCUCUCGUCACCCGAGGCACUCAUUAUAGCUGGAAGAACCGGUGAGGAUUUCCAGCUGCCAGCAGGUUUUAGCGGCCUCGUAGCUCUCAAGGCUUUCUUUAUUGCCGAGUCGGAUCUUACCUUGCCAGAAGACAUAGGGGCCCUUGCAGGUCUCAAGGCUCUCAUGCUGGUCACUUACGCACAGCCCUUUCCUGCUUCUUUCACACAGCUGACUUCCUUGACGAGCCUUGACCUGAAUAGCUGGGGGCUCGAGACCGAGCUGCCGGAAGCCCUGGGGGAACUGAGCAGCCUACAGGAGCUGAAAAUUCAAGUCAGUCCAAUUCGCACUCUUCCCAUGUCAAUUUUACAACUUACCGGGCUUCAUACUUUGGUGAUCAGGGAUUGUGACGAACUUUCAGAAGUGCCCUCGAGGCUGGAUACGUUUGUGGGGCUUAAGACGCUGGAGAUACUGCGGUGUAAGAAGCUCCGUAGAUCCCCUGCAAGCCUGCCGCCCUCUCUUCAGACCCUGCGCUUGGGCGGCCUUCAAAAAGGCUCUUCCCAUGUCAUCGACAUCUCCCAGCUGUUGCAGCUGAGGGAGCUGGAGCUGAGGGGGGUGAGGAUGCGGUGCGGGCCUGCAGAGAGUGGGAGGCUGCCGUGCUUGGAGCAGCUGGAGCAGCUGGGGAUGGGUUUUACAUGCCAGGGAUGGGAGCUGCCAAUCCCCCGCAUCGUUCUCCCCCGCCUGCGCCACUUGAUGACUUGCGCAGAUGAAGGUUACAGCCUCCCGGAAAACAUGGCGGCAGCGUUGCCGCAGCUGCGGCAGCUGAAGCUUCUUCGUUGGCAUUCGGCAGAGUUGCUGGGAAGCGUAGUGGAGAUUACCUCGCUGACGUCUCUCACGGUUGAAGCACCUCAGCUGACGUCACUACCUCAAGGCAUGAGCCGCUUGUCUCGGCUGCGCAAACUGGAGCUGAUUCGCUGCACUGCCUUGCAGCACCUCCCGGAGUGUCUCACCCAGCUGCACCAGCUCAUACUGCGUGACACCUCCAUCACCUCCCUCCCUGCCAACCUGGUGCAGCUUACUAGGGAGCGUUGA